This is a messenger RNA of Daucus carota subsp. sativus, 4476 nucleotides long. RefSeq lists its product as uncharacterized. Lineage: Eukaryota; Viridiplantae; Streptophyta; Magnoliopsida; Apiales; Apiaceae. The transcript has 17 exons. The coding region runs from base 1031 to 4165 and encodes 1044 amino acids. The record is from RefSeq and is a predicted model, not a curated record.
UUCGCAGGCCUCUGCUAGUCCAGCUAAGGGUACUGGUUACGGAUUUGCUGAUAAGAUAGCGGAUGGAAUGACUAUAGAAGUUGGUACAGUUAAUCUUCUACUUGAAACACAUGGUGGUGCUCGGCAUAAGGGAAGAGCAACGUGGUACUCUGUUUCUAAUCCACUUAUUUUUCUUUCUUUAUAAAGUUAUUGCUUUUGGCAGACUGUCCUUUUUGUGAAUUGAAUUGUUGCUCAAUAUGCAAUGAAUAAUAUGGUCUCGGUAGAUGCUACAAUAUAUCAUAUAUGUAAUGGAAUUGAUAGUUAUGUAUAGAAUGAUCAUAUGAACAAUAAUGGGGAAAUAUAAUGUUUAUCUUUCUUUUUACAUUUUUCUAGCUGGGUUGUUUUCUUCCAUAUUUAAUUAACAGUUGUACCAACAUAUUAUAUAAGAAGAUUCCUCUUUUUAAUUAAACAAUUGAACAGAGCUACCAAUAUAUUAUAAAAGAAGAAAACAAAUACUAGUGGCGAGUUUUGUAAUCUGUAUUAGGCGAUUGGUAGUAAUAAAACAAUCAAGUUACUCAAUAUCGUUCAUUCCCGUAGUCCUGUCUGUAGUAUACUGCCUUAUGAUAACAUAUUAACUAAAUAUUGGGCUCUUUGAUUUUUUAAUGAAUCGGUUUAUAUGAACUAAGGACUAUUUGUUAUAAUCAAAUAGAUAGUCAUUUUUUUGUUACUCAUUUGAAGUCUCGGAAAAAUGGUUAGAUCAGCAAAUACCAAAUGGUGAAUGAGUAGCAUGUUGUUUUGUCUAGUUCUUUAUUUCUGAUACUUGUGUGAAGCUGGUCUUUCAAUUCUCACCUAAAGUUUGUCGACAUUUUCUGGUUUUAAGCUAUGGCGCACUUUUUCUUCGAUUACUUUGUAAUCGUUCUUCAAUUUUUUGCUUCACUGUUAGAGAAUCUCCAAGGGGAUGCAACCCCUUAGCAAUAUCUUAGUUGGCAACAACCCUUGGCAGUUGGCAAUGCUUCCUUUCUAAUGGGCAUCUCCUAUAGCAUCUAUUACAAUGCGCAACCUUUCGCUAUAUACCACAAAUGAAAGCUGGCAGGUGGUUAAUCUCAAGGAAGCUAGGGACUUUUCUGCUGACAAGAAGUUCAUUUAUCUUUUCAAAAAACUUGAAUGGGAAUAUUUAUCCAUUGACCUUCUGCCUCACCCUGAUAUGUUUAUGGAUGCUCAAUUUGCAAACUCUCAAGAGGGGUUUUGUGGGAAAGAUGACGAUGGCGCUAAGCGAAGUUUCUUUGGUGGUGAGAGAUUCAUUGAAGGAAUAUCAGGAGAGGCCUAUAUAACAAUUCAAAGGACUGAACUAAAUAGCGCUUUGGGGCUUGAAGUUCAAUUGCAUAUCAGUGAAGCUGUUUGCCCUGCUCUAAGUGAACCAGGAUUGCGUGCUCUCCUUCGCUUCUUGACUGGAUUUUAUGUCUGCUUAAAUAGAGGGGACAUUCAUACCAAUGUUCAACAGCAUUCUGCAGAAGCUGCAGGACGCUCUCUAGUCAGCCUAGUUGUUGACCAUAUAUUUCUGCGCAUAAAGGAUGCUGAGUUUCAGCUCGAACUACUUAUGCAGUCACUUUCAUUUUCCCGGGCAAGUGUUUCUGAUGGAGAAAAUGCUAAAUAUUUGACUCAUGUUACGAUAGGUGGAUUAUUUUUAAGGGAUACUUUUUCACAUCCUCCCUGCACUUUGGUUCAACCACCAAUGCAGAAUACUGCAAAUGAUUCUCUGCAUAUUCCGGACUUUGCAAAGAACUUCUGUCCUCCAAUAUAUCCUUUGGGAGACCAUGGGUUGAAAUUAAAUGAGGGUGUGCCGCUAAUAAAUCUGUGUUCUCUUCAGUUCAAGCCUUCGCCUGCUCCACCAUCUUUUGCUUCUCAAACAGUUAUUGAUUGUCAACCUCUAAUGAUAUAUCUUCAGGAAGAAUCCUGCCUGAGGAUAUGCUCAUUCGUAGCUGAUGGAAUUGUGACUAAUCCUAGUACUACUUUGCCUGAUUAUUCAGUCAAUUCCCUCACACUGAAUGUGAAAGAAUUAGAUGUUACUGUGCCCCUGAAGAUGGAAAACCAAAACCAUCAUACUCAUGGUGAAAACAAUACCUUCCAAAACUCUUUUAAUGGAGCAAGGCUUCGUAUCGAGGCGCUGUUCUUCUCAGAGUCGCCUUCUCUAAAACUCGAAUUACUAAAGCUUGAGAAGGAUCCUGCAUGCUUUUGUCUGUGGGAGGAUCAACCAGUUGAUUCUAGCCAGAAGAAAUGGACUGCUGGAGCUUCUCUUCUUAGUCUGUCGCUGGAAUCCUGUAACAACUCAGUUGGUGUUCAAUGUUCUAAUGGAGCUUCAAAUUUGUGGAGUUGUGUCGAGUUAAAAGGUGCUUGUAUUGAGGUUGCAAUGGCAACUGCUGACGGAAGUCCAUUGAUAGAUAUUCCUCCUCCAGGAGGUAUUGUCAGAAUAGGGGUUUCAUGUCAACAAUAUCUAUCCAAUACUUCGAUUGAGCAAUUGUUUUUCGUCUUAGAUCUUUAUGCCUAUGUUGGUAACGUCAGUGAUAAGAUGGCUUUAGUAGGAAAAAGUAAUCAUCUAAAGGUAAAACGAAAUGAGUCAUUUAGUGGCAAUCUUUUUGAGAAAGCUCCUGGAGAUACUGCUGUGAGUUUGGUGUUAAAGGAUCUCCAUCUGAGAUUUUUGGAAUCUUUGUCCAGUGACACAAUAGGUAUGCCCCUUGUUCAGUUUGUGGGAGAGAAUUUAUCUGUUAGAGUUGGUCAUAGGACUUUGGGUGGUGCUAUAGCUAUAUCUACUAAUUUAAUCUGGGAAACAGUUGAGGUGGAGUGUGCAGACAUUGAGAAAAACACGGGUUAUGAGAACGGUAUGGUGCUGCCUUCUGUUGAAAAUGGCCAUAUGGGUGACGAUGGAUACCAUCAACUGAGAGCUGUCUUUUGGGUGCAAAAUGGAGAUAAUCCAUUUUUGGACGUCACUAUGGUGCAUGUGAUCCCAUAUAAUGCGGAGGAUAUGGAGUGCCACAGUUUAAAUGUGUCAGCUUGUAUAGCUGGUGUUCGCCUUGGGGGAGGUAUGAAUUUUACUGAGGCUUUGCUUCACAAAUUUGGAAUUUUGGGGCCUGAUGGUGGUCCAGGAGAGGGUCUUUCUAGAGGGUUAGAGCAUUUAUCUGCUGGGCCGUUGUCAAAACUUUUUAAAGCUUCUCCUCUAAUAGGAAAUGAGUUCCAAGAUGGUCAGAAUGAAAGUCCUGGAGGGGAAGACAGUACCAUCCUGCACCUGGGUUCACCGGAUGAUGUGGAUGUAUCAAUUGAAUUCAAAAACUGGCUGUUUGCUCUCGAAGGUGCAGAGGAGAUGGCAGAAAGGUGGUGGUUCAGCGAUUCUAAAGAUUCUAGUAGAGCACAAAGGUGCUGGCACACAACUUUUAGGAGUUUGCAAGUGAAGGCGAAAAGCAGCCAGAGGCAUUUGCUCAAUAGUAAUGCAAUACCACAUGAAAAAAAGAAGCAUCCCAUUGAAUACAUAACAAUAAUUGCUGAAGGCGUAAAGACUUUGAAACCCCAGCCCUGGAAACACGUCCAGCAAAAUGGUGAACCAGCAAAAGGGCUCAAGCAAAUUUCUGAGUCAUAUGGUGGUAUUAAUUUUGAAUUUGAUAUGGUUAUAUGUGAGCAUGAUAUUGAUGAUGAUGCAACGGCCAAGUGGGUGGUUCAAAAUGUGAAAUUCUCUGUCAAGCAGCCGUUUGAGGUGGUCGUGACAAAGGAUGAGCUGCAAAACCUUACUCUGUUGUGCAAGUCUGAAGUGGAUUCUAUGGGUCGGAUAUCUGUUGGUAUCCUGCGGGUACUUAAGCUGGAAGGUUCUGUUGGCCAGGCAGCAAUCGCUCAACUAAGCAACCUUGGUAGUGAGGGGUUCGACAACAUUUUUGGUGCAUAUAAUUCAAAUGGUGGUAAGACUAAAGGAAGUGCUGUGGUCUCUCCAUCUUCUAAAGUGGCUAAUGGAAGCUGGAAUCCAGGCCUUGAAUCAGCAGUUGCUUCACUCGAGGCGGCUGUGUUGGAUUCUCAGGCCACAUGUGCUGUUCUUACCACUGAAAUGGGUGAUUCAGAAACAUCCAUGGAGCAUCUUGAUCAUAUUAAACAACUCAGCGAUCGACUUGAAAGCAUGCAGAAAUUACUUGCUCAGUUGAGACCUUAAAUACAGUUGGUCAUUUUUUUAUUCUUAUAUAUGUACAAAUUUUGUGAUGGAAGAGAUCCCCACACAUAGUUUACCAAUUCUUUUUGUUCAAAAUGUACAGAGUAUAUGUAUCAUACACAAGGCACCAAUUACACAUAUAGUAAAUUUUGUUGUGCGGUAGAGUGAGACUUGAGACUUGUUUCAAGUGUAAGGAUUGGAUCCUAGCCGAAAUGGCUUAUUUGUAGAUGAUGUAUGUAAGUAAUUAUAAAUAUUAAAUGAUCGAUAUAGCGUUUGUUUCUGGGACGUCUAAAUGGAGUUGUAUAAUUUUUUAA